Molecule: messenger RNA, 1623 nt
Organism: Fimicolochytrium jonesii
Lineage: Eukaryota; Fungi; Chytridiomycota; Chytridiomycetes; Spizellomycetales; Powellomycetaceae
Product: putative aspartate aminotransferase mitochondrial precursor
Exons: 1
Coding region: 55-1443 (462 amino acids)
Biological process (GO): biosynthetic process; L-aspartate catabolic process
Cellular component (GO): mitochondrion
Molecular function (GO): pyridoxal phosphate binding; L-aspartate:2-oxoglutarate transaminase activity
Source: RefSeq, a predicted model, not a curated record
CCCCCCGCUCCCCAUUUUCCCCCCCGCAGUCGGCACAGCCAACUCACUCACACAAUGCUCAUCGCAAACGCAGCAACUCGCGCCGUGUCGUCGGUGGGAUUCCGCGCUGUGCGAAUCCCCGCCGCAAAGGUGGUGGUCGGCGCGCGCUUUGGAUCUCUCUGGACGAACGUGACCAUGGGUCCUCCCGACCCGAUCCUGGGAGUCACCGAAGCCUUCAAGGCCGACAAGAACCCAAACAAGAUGAACUUGGGCGUCGGAGCCUACCGUGACGACGCUGGUCGUCCCUAUGUGUUGAGCUCCGUCCGCAAGGCCGAGAGGAGCAUCCACGAUCUCGCCCUCGACAAGGAAUACAUUCCAAUCACCGGUGUGCCCGAGUACAACAAGCUCGCCGCUGAGCUUGCUUACGGAGAUGCGGCGGUUCUGAAGGAAGGACGGGUCGCGACCGCUCAGUCCCUGUCUGGAACGGGUGCCUUGCGGUUGGGAGGAGAGUUCCUGGCGAGGUGGUACAAGGGCGCUGGCGGCAAGAAGAUCUACCUGCCCACGCCAAGUUGGGGAAAUCACACGCCCAUCUUCCGUGACGCGGGUCUGGAGGUCAAGCAGUACACGUACUUUGACAAAAAGACCAACGGCCUGGACUUUGACGGCAUGAUCAAGGAUCUGAAGAGCAUCCCUGAUGAGUCGGUCGUCCUGCUGCACGCCUGCGCCCACAACCCCACCGGUGUGGACCCCACGCCAGAGCAAUGGAAGGAAAUCUGCCACAUCGUCAAGCAAAAGAAACACCUCCCCUUCUUCGACAUGGCCUACCAAGGCUUCGCAUCCGGCGACACAUCCCGCGACGCGUUCGCCCUCCGCCACUUCGUCAAAGAAGGCCACCAAGUCCUCCUCGCGCAGUCCUUCGCCAAGAACAUGGGCAUGUACGGCGAGCGCGUCGGCCUCUUCUCCAUCGUCACUGCCUCCGCCGAAGAAACCCGCCGCGUCGACUCCCAAGUCAAGAUCCUCAUCCGCCCCCUGUACUCCAGCCCACCACUCAGCGGCCCCCGCAUCGUGAAACAGGUCCUGGCCGACCCCACGCUCAGGACCGAGUGGCUCGCAGAAGUCAAGACCAUGGCUGACCGGAUCAUCACCAUGCGUGCGAGCUUGCGCGGACACUUGGAGAACACAUACAAAUCGCAGUUGCCUUGGGAGCACAUUACGUCGCAGAUUGGAAUGUUUUGCUACUCGGGCUUGUCGCCGGAGCAGGUGGACAAGCUAAGGUCGCAGGCUUCCGUGUACCUUACGCGUGAUGGCCGGAUCUCGAUUGCUGGUAUCACGAGCAAGAAUGUCGAGUACCUGGCAAAGUCGAUUCAUGACGUUACAAUGAUGGCCGGAUCUCGAUUGCUGGUAUCACGAGCAAGAAUGUCGAGUACCUGGCAAAGUCGAUUCAUGACGUUACAAAGUAGAUAGGAAAGUUUAUCCCUCCUGUUCGGUAGUCUAGAUGUACGUUCGUGUAUCUACAAGCAGGAUUACGCCUACGGCUUGACUGAACACAGCGGGCGUAGAGUUCUUAGCGACCUUUUCUUUGCUCAUCAUUGCGUCCCUUCCAAUACAUUUUGAAUCCCGAUCACUGCGAUAUUGGGCUUGCAU